Molecule: messenger RNA, 1678 nt
Organism: Nothobranchius furzeri (turquoise killifish)
Lineage: Eukaryota; Metazoa; Chordata; Actinopteri; Cyprinodontiformes; Nothobranchiidae
Source: RefSeq, a predicted model, not a curated record
GUCUCCUCCUUCCUCUAGAUUGCUCCAGGAACCUUUCCUUACUUCUAACCACCAGUCUGUGGAGGCCAUGAGUGCGUGCAGCAGGAAGGCUCUGACUUUACUCAGCAGUGUCUUUGCAAUCAGUGGCCUGGGUCUGCUGGGAGUGGCAGUGAGCACAGAUUACUGGCUGUACCUGGAGGAGGGCGUCAUCAUGCCUCUGAACCAGACCACCGACAUCAAGGCUUCUCUGCACUCUGGCCUCUGGAGAGUCUGUUUUCUGGCCGGUGAGGAAUCGGGCCGCUGCUUCAACAUCGAGUACAUCAUGCCCAUGAACAUCAAGCUGACGUCAGAGGCCACAGGGAACAUUCUCAAGAUGAUCCGCUCAGCAACUCCGUUCCCUCUGGUCAGCCUCUUGUUCAUGUUCAUCGGUUUUGUUCUCAGCAACAUUGGACACAUCCGUCCUCAUCGCACCAUCCUGGCGUUUGUCUCAGGAAUCUUCUUCAUCCUUUCAGGACUAGCCCUGGUGGUGGGUCUAGUGCUCUACAUCUCCAGUAUAAAUGAUGAGAUUCUGAACAGGACGAAGAGCAGCGAGGCCUUCUUCUCCUAUAAGUACGGCUGGUCCUUUGCCUUCGCUGCGCUCUCCUUCCUGCUCACCGAGAGUGCAGGCGUCAUGUCUGUCUACCUGUUCAUGAAGCGGUACGCAGCCGAGGAGCUCUACCAGCCACGCCACCCUAACUUCUACCGGCCGCGCCUCAGUAACUGCUCCGACCACUCUGGCCAGUUCCUCCACCCAGAGGCCUGGUCACGUGGAAGGAGCCCCUCAGACAUCUCCAGUGAAGCCUCACUCCAGAUGAGCGCCAGCUACCCAGCUCUCCUUAAAUGUCCCGACUACGACCAGGUGUUGUCCUCACCCUGCUGAGCAGCACCCAGAAGCUGACCAAACACGGUCUUAUAGUCAGAUAGUUAAUGUGAGUUUGUGAUUAUGGCUAAAAGACUUGAGCUGAUCUUUAUUGUUGCAGGAGCUAGUUAUUUAAAGACACAGACAGUAAAGCUGAACAUUUUUUAUUAUUGUUCUUUAUCUAAACAUUAAAAACAGUUGAUUUAUUUUGUGUUAUUCAUUUACCUUUCAGUGCCUCAUUUGGAAUUAGAUAGUCUUGUUUUUUUAGUUUGUGAGUUUUUGUAUUUUCACACUUAAAUAUCUGCAACCUGGAUGGUGAUUUAUUUAUUUUUAAAUUUUAGAAAGAGCGUUUUUGAUCGGGAAACAUAAAUGACCCUUGAAAGAAAGGCUCACAAGUCCCUCGUCACAAUGAGGAAUAAAAUCAAAGUGAAAUAUAACAUGCUCUGUAUCUUUAACAUGUUGUGUUCUUAUUUUGUUUGUUGUAAUGUGUGUUCGUCAUGUGCCUGCCAUGGAAACUGAAGUAAUUCGACGUUUUAAUAUAAAAUGUCAAAUGAUUUGUAAAACAUGCUAUCAGAUGAGAUUAACUUAUACUUUUUAAAUUGCGGCGAUUCGGGUUGUAAAAAGAACGCAGUAGACCCCCUUCUGGAAUGAUGCUCGUGUUACUCUGUAGGAGACAGAAAACUCAACAGACAGAAAACAAAAUGUUGAAAUGUGAAUAAGGACAAAAAUGGACAUUUUGGACCAUUGAUGAUCAUUCUUUGUCAACUAUGGUAAUGCAUUCCAUAUAAAAUGUAAAGCUCA